Molecule: messenger RNA, 474 nt
Organism: Protopolystoma xenopodis
Lineage: Eukaryota; Metazoa; Platyhelminthes; Monogenea; Polystomatidea; Polystomatidae
Source: the annotation of a GenBank genome assembly
AUGUUAUAUUUAGGCGCUACUCAAUCCCAUCACGGUGCUUACCGCUGCAAAGCGUGGAAUCAAGCUGCUGAGGUCAGCCGACUGGGAUACUUGCGAGUGAACUCGAGGCCCACCGUCUCUGUCAAUAUUCACGGGUCGUCACACUUUGUCGUCGACGGCACUGUCAACAUCAGCUGUCAUGUGCGCGGAUAUCCUCUGUUCAAGAUUCAAGAACCUGAGUUCUUCUUGAAAUCGGACUUGAGUGGUGUCAAAAGGGCUGAUGUACCCGAAAACAGCGGCCGCAUCGCUGGAAAUCUUGCUUGGCUCAAAAUUAUAGGCCUUCGCAGGUCUAACAUGCGUGUAGAAGGUCCAAUAGUCCGGGAAGUAUUUAAUUCAUCGAUAAACAAACCUGAAAGAACAUCAAAAAUGUCACCAUAUGUGGGGCGCUAUCCACAGAAAGUGCGACGAGGGUUGCAGGCCCUGGUAAAUGCUUAA